Molecule: messenger RNA, 1188 nt
Organism: Megalops cyprinoides (Indo-Pacific tarpon)
Lineage: Eukaryota; Metazoa; Chordata; Actinopteri; Elopiformes; Megalopidae
Product: high affinity immunoglobulin epsilon receptor subunit gamma-like
Exons: 6
Coding region: 549-815 (88 amino acids)
Biological process (GO): cell surface receptor signaling pathway
Cellular component (GO): Fc-epsilon receptor I complex
Molecular function (GO): IgE receptor activity
Source: RefSeq, a predicted model, not a curated record
UCGGCUGAGCUCACAGUCCAAAUCUAUGACGGUGAAGUGGCUAGAGAGCGAGCGAGCUUUGCUAUUAUCAGCGUUGGGCAAUAUUUCAGAUGUAUUUCAAUUACGCAAUUCAGUUACAAUUAUGUAAAAAUAUUUGCUAUCAAAAUAUAGUGGCUACAGGUAUUUUGUAUUCGUCAAAAUACAGUUUUUUUUUAAUCAGCGUUGGCUGAAUGGCCUUAUGUGCGCUUGUUAUGCGUUUAUUUCUUUAUUUUCUGUGUGGUGGGACUCGCCACGCAGCCUGCCUACGAACGCAGAUAUUACCCUGCGCCUGAUUUUAUUGGCAAAUCCAUGGGUGGGGGAAGUGAUCUGAGGGGGUGGUCCAAAAAUGUAACACAAACGGACACUGUGUGGCCACAACUUCCUCCAACUACUCUGAGCUGCCAUUCCGAGCAUCAGCAGAGUGGCACAACGACUCAGCACAACGCAACGACUCGGCACCACACAGCGACUCCACACAGCGACUCCACACACGGCUUCUCCCAGCUGUCCGGCAACUCAUCUUCAGGAAGAUGAAGGGUGGAUCCCUGUUCUUGGCCACUUUGCUGCUCAGCUUCAGCAGUGCUGCGGCUCUGGAGGAGGGAAAGAUCUGCUACAUUCUGGACGGGAUUCUGUUUGUGUAUGGCAUCGUUCUGACUGUGCUGUACUGCAGACUGAAGAUGGGAAACAGCGGCAGCGUCUCUGAGAAACCUCAGCAAGGAGAGGGAGUCUAUGCUGGAUUGGCUCCUCAUGCACAGGACACGUACGAGACCAUUGGUCAGAAGAAAGGAAUGGUGUGAAGAAAGGGGCGGAGUCUCAGUAACGCAUGCAAACCUGGACCAAUCAGGGCACUGAUCUAUAGUGCUGAAAUUGUGAUGACAUAUUGCGUGUCUGUGGUGAGAAGAGAGUGUGUGUAAAUAUGUAACAGUCAUUCCUCUGAAACAGAAACAACUUUACAGCUAAUAAUCUGCUUUCAAGCCUGUGAAACUGCUCUGAUGUUUCAUAUUUUCUUGAUGUUAUUAUUGUUAUAUUUUAUGUGUAUCAGAUGUAGAGUAUAUACAAAUGGACAGGGGGAGACUGAGAGGGAGGAAAGAAGAAAACUUUAACUUUUAACCUCUGUUUGUUUUCCUUGUAAAUGCCUUAAAAUAUUUGAAUGCCUAAAACAUUGUUUUC